Dicrocoelium dendriticum is the source of this 1978-nucleotide messenger RNA. Lineage: Eukaryota; Metazoa; Platyhelminthes; Trematoda; Plagiorchiida; Dicrocoeliidae. The record is from the annotation of a GenBank genome assembly.
AUGGAUAUCAUGAUGGCUUUCCGUGCACACAUUUUACCGAUCAUAGCAGGGUCAAACUCAGUUACUCUUAACCGUACACUAUGCCAGUUGAAUCUCUUUCGGAUGAUUCAACGUUUUCCACAACGUCAACUGCACUCCACCAAUGCCGACACUCCUAAAGGCAGCCGAUACAGUUAUGCCAAUGCGAGUGAGAACACAGCCUUGGGCAACUCAACGCGUGCGCGUGUUUGCUCCUCUAGUUGGUGUCUUGGUGACCGUGCAUUCCCAGGCCUUAUUUACUUUGCUGCUGUUAUUCAUCUUCUUCCUAAGCAAGUUACCAAGACCGGAAUCUGUCUAGACGAUCCUCGGCUGAAGGCUCUUAUAGACAACUUGAAGAGGAUAGGUGGGAUCAGAGGCAGCCAGCGGUUAGCCGUAAACACUCACUCCCUCACUCUUGAUAGGGAAACAUUCAAGAGCGUGGUACAAGAAAAUCUGCAAAUGCUGAUGCGAGCAAUGACCGACGACUUUUGCAUUCCGGACUUCAGAACGUUUGCAGCUGUCGUUGAGGAGCUGUUCCAUCAUUGCCAACAGAACGACGGUGGGAAACUUGCUAGCUACAUUCCCCAGUUAGAACAAGUAGAUCCAAACUUAUGGGCAGUAUCGCUAUGCACCGUGGACGGACAACGACUAUCACUUGGCGAUUCAUCGGCUCCCUUCACUAUUCAGUCGAGCAGCAAACCGCUUACAUACGCACUAGCUCUAACUGAACUUGGUCCCGAGGUUGUCCACCAGUAUGUAGGCUACGAGCCUUCUGGAGUAGCGUUCAACCAGAUAAUAUUGAACCAACAAAACCGCCCGCACAAUCCGCUCAUCAAUUCCGGUGCUCUGGCAAUCUGUAGCAUUCUGCAGCCCCAUUUGAGUCCUCCGGAACGAUUCAGGUAUGUGGAAAACAAAUUCAGCCAAAUGGCCGGUGGUCACACACUUGGAUUCAACAAUUCAGUCUACCUGUCUGAACGUGCCACAGCAAAUCGCAAUUUUGCCAUCGCUUAUUAUAUGAAAGAAAAUCUAUGUUUUCCCGAACAUACCAGUCUGAACGAACUGAUGGAUUUCUACUUGCAAAUCUGCUCCAUCGAAGCCAAUUGUGACGCAGUGUCUGUGAUGGCCAGUACCCUCGCCAAUGGUGGUAUUAAUCCACUGACCGGUGCACGGCUGGUAACUGUCGCAGCCGCCAGAGACACACUCUCUGUAAUGCAUUCCUGUGGUAUGUACGACUACUCCGGUCAAUUCGCAUUCAAAGUCGGUCUUCCAUGUAAAUCCGGUGUGUCCGGUGUCAUUAUGGUUGUUGUGCCAAAUCUUUUGGGCCUGGCACUCUUCUCCCCUCGAAUUGACCGGCACGGAAACUCCGUACGUGGGGUUCAAUUCUGUCAGGAAUUGGUGCAAAGGUUUAUAUUUCAUCACUACGAAAGUCAAUUGCACAGUAAUGAGAAGGUAGACCCGCGCAAAUCAAAGGACUCCAGCCGUUGGGAUACAACAACCGCCCUUAUGUUUGCCGCCGAAAACAAUGACAUGGCAGCCCUCAGAAGAAUGUACAUAAGUGGCGUCGACUUCAUGUCGCUCGAUUACGAUGGUCGAACAGGACUCCAUGUGGCUGCCAGCUGCGGAGCGUUGGAUGCAGUGCAGUUUUUCAUCGAGGUUGGCGGAGUUGACCCAAACUCGGUCGAUCGAUGGGGACACACACCUCUCUCGGAGGCCAGGAACUUCAGUCAUGCCAAAGUGGCCGAGUAUUUAGAAGGUGUUUUAAAGAUGACGAAGACGUAACUCUCAGGCAAAUGCAUUUAGCCUCUUCUCCAUGAACUACGUACUCAGAAUUUGGUUCAAUGUCAACUUUGCAGCUCUGCGAGAAGGGUUUGUUUCCCGAAUAUUCCACACGAACAGACAUUCCAUGUAUCAUUUCUAUGGCUGCUUUAAUCGCAUCAAAUACAUCUAUCCUCAUUACAGA